Juglans microcarpa x Juglans regia is the source of this 1220-nucleotide messenger RNA. RefSeq lists its product as uncharacterized. Lineage: Eukaryota; Viridiplantae; Streptophyta; Magnoliopsida; Fagales; Juglandaceae. The record is from RefSeq and is a predicted model, not a curated record. The transcript has 2 exons. Bases 536 to 1138 code for a protein of 200 amino acids.
UCAUUUCUUAGUUAACAUUUCAUAUGAAUUCAUUUCCAGCUUCUGGUUUCCCUAACCAUUACAUCUCCAUUUUAUUAUUGUUUAUAAGAUUCUUUGAAAACUUAACACCUGUAUAGUUCUGUUUAGAGAGGAUUUAGUUUUUGUCAUUUCCUAAGAACAAAUUUUUCUUUGUAAGUAACUACGCAAGAACAAAUUAAUAUGUUAUAAUCUUCCUUUCUGUGCUUGGUUAGAGAUUUAUCUGUGCUAAAUGCAAAAUAAUGUAAUGAAUUAAUCUUUAGAUGUUGCGGUUUGAUUUGAACUUUGUCUAAUUAGGAUUUUAUUAUCAGUAAAACAAGGAUUUUAUUGAUGAGAUAUAUAGGCAUAGCCCAAGUACAUGAGGCAUAUACAAGAGUGACCCCUAAGCACUUUUUCUAUUUAGGAAUUAUGCUUACAACUUGCAAAUAUAAUAGACACCAACUGAAACUAUUCAUAUUUAUAUUUUUUACUUAAAGGCCUGGAGGAUAGGGUGAUUGAAACUGCCAAGUCUUGUGUUUAAAUGAUUGUUGGUGUGAGCAGUCCCUUUGGGGAAGGGGAAGUUUUGGGACAAAUAUACGAGGCUGCCCUGGUUACUGUUGUCAAGUCAUUGCCUUCGAACCAGACGCAGAAAAUUUUGAUUUCUGUUGAGGAAGUUAUGGGUGCGUCAAAUGAGGUGUUCUUCGUGUCGGGAGUGGAGGAAGUGGAUUCUAUCAUGGCGGGAGUGGAUUCUGUCGUGGGAAAGGAGAUAAGGCCAAUAGGGGAGGGUACCAGUUUGUUGAGUCUUUUUGUGGACUCUGAGGGCAGUGAGGAGGAGGAGAUGGGUAGCCCGUCACCCUUACAGAUGCUCCCACCUCAUAUUGCACCUCAAGCAUUAGAUUGGGUACUAAAAAAAGUAGAAGAGCUUUGUGGUUGGGUGGGACUUUCCUGUGAUGACUAUAAAGACCAAUUCAUGGCUCUCCUAGUAGCCAUGGAAGCCGGUCGAUCUACAGUAAUGAAGUCAGCUGUUAGAAAGGAGAGAGAGUUGAAACGAUUGCAAUACUACAUUAACUAUGAUAAUAAGGAGGGAACUUCGGGGAGAGAUAGAGCAAAAGGAAGGGACACUUCUUUUGUUAAUGAAGCCUAAAAUACUGUCUUGGAAUGUGAGAGGGAUCAGUGACGUGGAUAAACGCCUACGUAUUAGAUCCAUUCUCCGAAGUUGGAAAGUA